AUGGAAAACUACUGCAGUAAGUUUGUGCAAAAAUGUAAUAAGUGUCAGAUACACGGGGAUCUGAUUUGUGUGCCCCCACAUGAACUAAAUGCUAUGAGCUCACCUUGGUUGUUUGUAGCUUGGGGCAUGGGUAUCAUCGGAUCGAUUGAGCCACCAGAUUCUAAUGGACACAGAUUUAUGUUUGUUGAUAUUGAUUGCUUUAACAAGUGGGUGGAAGCAGUUUCAUACAAAGUUGUAACCAAGAAGGUAGUGGUAGACUUUGUCAAAAACAAAAUGAUUUGUCGAUUUGGCAUACCCGAUUCAAUCAUCACAGAUAAUGGAGCCAACUUGAAUGGUCAUUUGAUGAAAGAGAUAUGUGAACAGUUCAAGAUCACUCAUCGUAAUUCAACCGCAUAUCACCCUCAAAUGAAUGGAGUAGUAGAAGCUUACAACAAGAACAUCAAUAAGAUCAUAAGAAAGAUGGUAGAUAGUCACCGAUCGUGGCACGACAUAUUUUCUUGCCUUGCUGGGAUAUCGUACGAUAGUCAGAACUUUGACUUGGGUAACUUCUUAUGA
Molecule: messenger RNA, 555 nt
Organism: Capsicum annuum
Lineage: Eukaryota; Viridiplantae; Streptophyta; Magnoliopsida; Solanales; Solanaceae
Exons: 1
Coding region: 1-555 (184 amino acids)
Biological process (GO): DNA integration
Molecular function (GO): nucleic acid binding
Source: RefSeq, a predicted model, not a curated record